AUGCUUGCCUUGACACUUCUGCUAGCCUCCCUAGGGGUUCUAACCGAGGGCAACAAGGUCCAGCAGGUACACUUAAGCCUGGACAACUCGCCAGAUCACAUGGUCGUCACCUGGCUCACCGAGCAUCCUUGUAAGUUUUUCUAGUUUUUCGGGAAGGUCCAAAAUCUUCGGUGUGAACUAUUCCAGUGCCACCACUAUAACUCAAAGACUUUUCAAAACAUUAGAACCCUUAAUUAGAUCAAAACUCGAAUUGCUAGGGAGAAAUUCAAUCUCAAGCUACAACCCCAACCUUAUUAACCUCAAACGGUCAUAAAAAUCUAAGUAGCAAAACUUCAAGCUUCAGGUAGACUAGUUAAAGAUCGUAAGAUGUGUAAAAACCAAUUUGAACAAGUCUGGUCUUCUCGACAAAACUUCAAGCUCUAGCUACACAAAUUAAAAUUCUUAUAUUCCACUAACAUAACUCCACAAGGAAACCUUUUUUAUUGUGAAUUUUCUCAAAAACUCUAUUUUCCAGUGCCCAACGUGAUCCCAUUUGCCAUGUACGGCACCUCCACUGGUCAGCUCACCUCAACCGUCAAGGCUUCAACAACAAAAUGGGAAGACGGCGGGAAGAAGGCGAAGACUCGCUACACUUAUCGAACCACCUUCACCGACCUCAAGCCUGGCACUAGAUACUGUGAGUUUGACCUUUCUUGAUCAUCUAUGGUCAACUAUUUUGUUAGCUUUCAUCUAAAGGAUUAGUGCCAACCUAGAAACCUGUUUCUUCUACAUUAGCCUAACUAAAACCCCCUCCAGUAGCUUCUAAACAGAAAAAAGAACGUUCUCACUCUAAUCCUGCUCAAUUUUGCCUACCUAACCGCGUGCCUAAUGAACCUAAAAGUCCAGACUACACCGUCGGAAGCGCCGAGGAGAUGUCCAAGACGUUCAGCUUCAUCCAGCCUGACCAAUCCAAGCCGCUCCGCGCCGCCAUUUAUGGGGACAUGUCCAUUCUCAACGGCUACAGUAUCCAGCCGCUUAUCGAAGCGGCCACCAAUGGGGAGAUCGACGUCAUUUUUCACAUGGGUUAGUGAAUCGAAAAUGUUCUGUAUAUUCUUCAAUUCGAAUGGAGUGUGACAUGAGAGUCUAACUUUUUAACUACACUCACAUCCUUACUACUUAACAAACUCAUUUUAAUGCUAUCUCUCCUCUACUUCUUCACAGCCUAUUCUGACUAGAUCUUACUUUAGGGAUCAACAACAAGGAUAGAACCAAAGGGCUCCCUUCUGAAGAUCUCAAGCUCGUUUCUCCACCUCAAAACCCACUUUCCAACCUUCAGGAGACUUCGCCUACGACCUGGACGACAAGAACGGCGACACCGGCGACGACUUCAUGAACGCCAUCGAGCCGUACACUUCGAUCGUACCAUUCAUGGUGCUUCCCGGCAACCACGACACCGCCCAAAAGUACCUCCACUACAAGAAUCGCUUUUCAACUCCGGAAAAUGGGGAGAAUCACGGCAGAUAUUGGAGGUAGAGGAAAAUUCUGUUCUUCACGAGGAAGCUUGGAAGUUCAGUCUGGACUACGGUAACACGCACAUUAUCGCUCUAAACACCGAAUUCUACGCCGAAGCAGAUUCCACUAAGGCUGAGGAACAGUACAACUGGCUCGAGGCUGACUUGAAGAAUGUAAGAAAGCUUUUUAAGCCUUAACAGUUCACUUGUAUAGGCCUCAGACCUCUUAUACGCCUUGGAAAAGGGUCAGGUUUUUUUUCUGAGCAACUGAGUGACCCUUAAAGGGGUUUUGCGCCUCUUAAGUUCCCCUUUGAAUAAAACCAAAAAAGUGACUUUUUUUUUUAGUUCUAUGGCCUAAAAAUGUUUCAUGAAUGAACCAAAUGACCUUUCUCUUCAGAACAAGGGGAAAUGGACGGUUGUGAUGAUGCAUCGGCCAAUGUACUGCUCGAACGACUCCAAGAAGGGCUGUCACAACCAGGAAGAUACUAUAGUAAGUCUUCUUUGACGAAAACCCAUAAAUCUCCACCGGAGUUGGAUAAGAUAAGAACUAUAAACCGUUAGAACCGUCUCUGAAAGUCAAAAACAGAAGUUUCAACUUGACCUCAAGCUUAAAGAAGCUACUUUUAGACCCGAGAAGGAGCUCCAGGAUUCCCAGGCCUGGAGAAACUGUUUGACAAAGAAGGCGUCGACUUCAUCUACUACGCUCACAAGCACACCUACGAACGGUUCUGGCCGAUGGUCAAGGGAGAUCCUUUCAAAACCGGAGAUCCUAACAGCUUCCACAACGCUCCGGCGCCGAUCUACGUGAUGGCUGGCACUGGGGUUUGUUUCUAACUUUUCAGCCUUUAUUCAAAAAUUCCGUUCAACGUUCAAGAUGAUCACUAAAAACUUUCCAAACUUUACUACGAGCUCAAAACUUUUCGGACAUCAGAAACUCCUUUUUCACAUUGGCUCAAAAUUAGCUUCACUUGGAAGGAGAUCCACCUAGGGCGCAGAAGCCAUAAAAAUCAAAUUCUCUAGGUUUAAACAUUUCACUAGCCGUUUUUUUCUUUCUUAUGAAGCAUUUCUCAAUUAUCGAAACCUUAAAGAAUCUAAUAAUUUUUUUUCCCCCAACUUGAAAAAACUCUCAAAUUACAUGAAUGUAUAAAUAUAUCCCUUCUUGCUUUUCAGAACAACAAGAAGCACCUAAAAACCUCUCGCAACCCUCUCAAAUUCAUCCUUCAGGGCUGCCACGACCACAUCUUUCCCAACGAGACGAUCCAGCAGCCUUACUCGCUGAAGCAGUUGGGCAACUACGGCUACGCCACGCUCCGAGUCUUCAACGAGACUUUCGCCGUCGGCGGGUUCGUCGACGCUUUAAGCAAGGCCGACCUCGAUCCGUUCGUCGUGUCCAAGGAGAUCGGCUUCAAGCGAUGA
This is a messenger RNA of Caenorhabditis auriculariae, 2906 nucleotides long. Lineage: Eukaryota; Metazoa; Nematoda; Chromadorea; Rhabditida; Rhabditidae. The record is from the annotation of a GenBank genome assembly.